Ictalurus punctatus (channel catfish) is the source of this 2443-nucleotide messenger RNA. Its product is annotated as BTB/POZ domain-containing protein KCTD1. Gene Ontology annotation, biological process: negative regulation of DNA-templated transcription; protein homooligomerization. Bases 741 to 1538 code for a protein of 265 amino acids. The transcript has 5 exons. The record is from RefSeq and is a predicted model, not a curated record. Gene Ontology annotation, cellular component: nucleus. Gene Ontology annotation, molecular function: transcription corepressor activity; transcription factor binding. Lineage: Eukaryota; Metazoa; Chordata; Actinopteri; Siluriformes; Ictaluridae.
UAACCGAUUUGGGGUUUUAACCGAGCUACAUUUUUUUUCCCCCUUAAUCAAAAUGCCUGACUCCGACUAUAAUUAUAAUCAUCUGCCACACUUUUCCCUCUCUGGCCCUGAAACUCUCCAUCCAUUUUGCGGUUAAUCGCCUGCGGCAACGCGGCAUCCAAACUAAUCAUGGCGAUUAAAAUCGGCUUUGCUGCGGGAGAGGAGGAAGAGGAGGAGGGGGAGGAAGAAGAAGAAGAAGAAGAGAAGAAGAAGGAGAAGGGGGGAGGAGGGCAAAAACGGGCAGGUCGUAGGCAGACAGGCACGCAGGGGAAAAACCAGCAGUGUCUUUAAGCCAUUUAGCGUUCAUAUAUACAAAUAUACAGAAGGAGGGGGAAAGGUCUGCUCUGCGUCCAGCCUGCGCUGAUCGCUCGCCAGGAGGUUUUUUUUUUUCCCCUUCUUCUUUCCCUCUGGUAUUUUUUUUUUUCUUUCAUGCCGAGCUGAGAGACAUGAGCUAAUUGUAUCCUGCACUUUUAUUUUUUUUUUUCCUCUUUUUUUUUUUUUUUUUUUUUUUUUUUUUUGCCUGGAGGGGUUUCAGAGCCCCGGAGCGACUCUCCCUCCGUAUUAGUGCUCCGUGUUUCUCCGCCACGCUGCUGCAUUUCUCACCGGCGCGGCGCGGGCAGAGGAGGCACCAGCGCGCGGGGCCGAAAACACGCAAAAACGGAGGGAAGACACGGGUGCAAAAAGAAAAACUUUCUUUCCCCAUGUUUCAGGAUAAUCGCUCCAGCAUGUCCAGGCCGAUGAUCACCAGGUCUCCAGCGUCUCCUCUCAGUAAUCAGGGCAUCCCGACGCCAGCGCAACUCACCAAGUCCAACGCGCCUGUGCACAUCGACGUAGGCGGCCACAUGUACACCAGCAGCCUCGCCACACUCACCAAGUACCCCGAGUCCAGAAUUGGCCGUCUUUUUGAUGGCACGGAGCCCAUUGUUCUGGACAGCCUGAAACAGCACUACUUCAUCGACAGGGACGGUCACAUGUUCCGCUACAUCCUCAACUUCCUCAGGACGUCCAAGCUCCUCAUCCCUGACGACUUCAAAGACUUCAGUCUGCUGUAUGAGGAGGCGCGGUAUUUCCAGCUGCAGCCGAUGCUGGCAGAACUGGAGCGCUGGCGUCACGAGCGGGAGCUCAACCGAAUCUCGUGUCCAUGCGAGUGUGUGGUGGUGCGCGUGGCGCCUGACCUGGGGGAGCGCAUCACGCUGAGCGGAGACAAGGCCCUCAUCGAGGACAUCUUCCCAGAGAUCGGAGACGUCAUGUGUAACUCUGUGAACGCCGGCUGGAACCACGACUCCACACACGUCAUCCGCUUCCCACUAAACGGCUACUGCCAUCUCAACUCUGUUCAGGUCCUGGAGCGACUACAGCAGCGCGGCUUCGAGAUCGUGGGCUCGUGCGGGGGCGGAGUCGACUCAUCCCAGUUCAGUGAGUAUGUCCUGCGGCGAGAGCUCCGGAGAUCUCAGCGAGGACUCCAGACUAACAGGAUAAAACAAGAACAGCUGGACUAGAAGCCAAGCCUAGUAACUGCUUCACAGACUUCCAAAAAAAAAAAAAAAAAAAAAAAAAAAGAAAAGAAAAAAGAAGAGAGAGCAGAGAUUUCAGCAGUUGCUGAACUCUUUAGGACACUUGAAAUGAUUUGAUUUUUUUUUUUUUUUUUUUUUUUUUAAGGGAACUUUUUUUUUUGGUGAAGAUUUGACAUAUAUGACCUUUGAUGACCUUUGAGACUGUCCAAAUGAGGACCGUGUUAAAAACGUUGUCCCUUUCCAUACAUUCAAUUUCAAUGCAAACAUUAAGACAUCAUGUUCUGUUUUGCAAUGCUAUAUACAGUAUAUAUAUAAAUAUAUAAAUAUGCAUAUAUUUUGCUAUUUCAUAUAAUUGACCCAUGGAUGUUGUUUCCUGAUGUCAUAAAUAGGUUUAUAUUACAGAUCUCAACGCAUUGGGAUGUUCUUUUGUUUGUUUGUUUGUUUGUUUGUUUCAUAUUAUAUUGUACAAGCAAAGAUUGUGUACUUUUUGUUCAUAUAAACUUUCUUUUGAAGUUGGUCAUUGAAGAUUGUUGUGUGAUGCAUUCUGCGUAUGUAUUUACUUUUACUCAGUAGGAUUAUAAGACUAACAUGAGAUGUAUCAAAAAAAAAUUCACGUUUUAAAUGAGAUCGAACAAAACGCCACUUAUUUACUGUUAAUUUAUGAUCAGAUAUAAUGUUUAUCUACUAUUUGUAAGUAGUUUUUGUUUUGUUUGUUUUUUUUUUCCUCUUUGGCCUCAAACCUCUUUUUGACUGAAUUUGUAAUGACAUUAAAUACAGGUUCCUUCUGAAAGCUGUCAAAGCUGAGCAAGUCAUUUCGGCGGCACGCCACAUCCGACUACCCGAAUCACGAAGAAUGUAGCAAGCAAUUUAAAAUAAAUCCUCCAAAAUCA